AUGAAUGACCUUCAUAUCGAUAGUGGAAAUGAAGGCGAUGAAGAAAAACAUGAAGAAUCCUCAGAAGACGAAGACGAAUAUUUAGAACUAGAGGAAGAGACGCAUGCAGGAAACGGUAGAAGAUAUGAAAGAAGCCCAGUUGAAAGUAUUGGCAACGUCAGGAGGAAUCAAAAUCCGGACAGGGGCGGAAGAGAUCCAUUCUCGUUGAGUUUCAGAGACCUAGAAGAUACAAUAAGACCAUUCGAUGGUAAGGAUGAUUAUCCUGUGAAGAAAUGGAUCCUGGACUUCGAGGAGAUGGCUGAUUUGACCGGAUGGAAUGAUCUUCAGAAAUUGAUUUUUGCCAAGAAAUCACUCAAGGGAAUAGCCAAGCUGUUCAUACAGUCAGAGGAUGGUAUCAGAUCAUGGAGAGUACUGAAAACCAAAUUGAUCGAUGAGUUUGAUACGAGAACAAGCAGCGCACAAGUUUAUAAGUUGCUCAUGCAAAGAAAAAAAAAGAGGGAAGAGUCAGUGCAAGAGUAUGUCUUGACCAUGAGGGAAAUUGGAAGCCGAGCGAACUUGGAGGCAGACGUCGUUAUACAAUACAUCAUAGAUGGUAUAGAAGAUGAUGCAGCAAAUAAAAUAAUUCUCUACGGUGCUAAAGACUUUACAGAAUUCAAAGAGAAGGUGAAGCUGUAUAUACGAGUAAAAUCUAGCAGAGGACAGGACAAUCAGGCAAAUAAAAACAGGAAAGAUUGGAGAAAAGAAGAAUAUAGAAGAGGGGAUAGCUCUAGAAAGGACUUUGGGAAAGGAAGAGACAAUACUUGUUUCAAUUGCGGCGGUAAAGGCCACAAAUCGCGAGAAUGCCCUGAGAAGGACAAAGGAGUUAAAUGUUUUCGUUGUAAUAAUUUUGGACACUUAUCCACCAGAUGCCCGAAAAAAUCGAGUGCCACAGCACAGCCUUCCAAUGUUAACGUUGUGGAGUUGAUUCCAAGAAAUUGUGUCAAAUUAGUUGUAGAUGGCGUUCAAGUACCAGCACUUUUUGAUACUGGAAGUGAUAUCAGCGCAAUAAGAAAAGAUAUCUAUGACGAAUAUUUCUCAACCAUUUCGCUAAAUCAAGAUACAGUACAUCACAUACAGUACAUCAAGAUACAGUACAUUGAAAGGCCUAGGGCUAUAGUUGGAAACAAUCUCCUGAGUCAAGUGGAUGUUAGCAUAGGAAGAGAUGGCAUCACUGUACGGAAAAGGGAGGCAGAUAAUUUUUUGAUGGAAAUAGCUGUGGACGACGAAUGCCAAGACAUAAAAUUAAGUCAUAUAAAAUCAGAAGAGAGAAAAGAAAUUGUUAGAUCCUUGAUAGAAGAUUAUAAACCAAUGAAGAAAGUAGAAUUGGAAUUUGAAAUGAAAAUUAUUUUGAAAGAUAACGAACCAAUUUACCAAAGAGCUAGGAGAUUGGCAACGCCGGAGAAGGAAGAAGUACGAAGACAAAUAGAAGAAUGGUUGGAGGAAAGAAUAAUUCGACCGAGUGCGUCAGAAUAUGCUAGUCCGAUCGUUCUUGUCAAGAAAAAAGAUGGAAGCACUCGAAUAUGUUGCGACUAUCGUAAACUCAACAAGAAGAUAGUUAAAGACCGUUUUCCCCUACCCAUAAUCGAAGAUGUUUUGGACCGUUUACAGGGAGCUGAAGUUUUCAGCGUGAUAGAUUUGAGAAAUGGAUUUUUCCAUGUGCCAAUAGAAAAAGGUAGUAUCAAAUAUACCUCUUUUAUCACACCAGAAGGACAGUACGAAUUUUUAAAGUGUCCUUUCGGUCUUUGCAACAGCCCAGCCGUGUUUCAAAGAUAUAUUGCCCAUAUCUUGAGACCACUGACUUUGAAAAAUAUCGUCAUCUUUUAUAUGGAUGAUAUCAUCAUUCCUAGCAAAAAUGAGGAAGAAGGACUUGAGAGAUUGAAAACCGUUUUAGCUGUAGCUAAAGAUCACGGAUUGGAAAUUAAGAAGAAGAAAUUUUUUGCUACUACCAAUGUUGGAAAAGAAUCACCAAGUACAGAAGGAAAGAAGAGAAGGCCUCUCCGUUUUGAGACCCUAUUUGAGGAUAAUGACUUCCAAGAAAUUUCAGAUCAUCAAUCAGAAAUGAGAACCUCCUCCACACCUCAAGAAGAAGUUGAGGCUGGCGGUCGGGAACUAUCAGAUAUAUCCAUACAUGGGCCCUCCGGCAAUGAUAAGAUCUGUUACGAUUACAUGAGGAUGAUAGAGGCCAGUGAGCAUCAGAACGUUAUGUUAGAUCAUGCAAACCUGGACUUUAUAUCAGCCCAGGUUGGGAUGCUUCAAGAAAAGGUCCUGACAGAGUUCUGCGUGAUGAAUGACAGGAUUCUUGAUUAUGAGGCUAACUCUAAGAAGGUUUAUACAGAUAAUUUAACAACCUAUCAUCUUAUAUAG
Leptinotarsa decemlineata (Colorado potato beetle) is the source of this 2403-nucleotide messenger RNA. RefSeq lists its product as uncharacterized. Lineage: Eukaryota; Metazoa; Arthropoda; Insecta; Coleoptera; Chrysomelidae. Gene Ontology annotation, molecular function: zinc ion binding; aspartic-type endopeptidase activity; nucleic acid binding. Gene Ontology annotation, biological process: proteolysis. The record is from RefSeq and is a predicted model, not a curated record.